AUGAACCUCACCAUGAGAGACUACCAAUACCAACCUCUCCAGCAUGGCGAGAUCCGCCUCCUCCGCCUCGACCCCGUCACCAGUCCCGGCCAAGCCCUCUCCGGUUCCAUCCUCCACCACCGCCUGACCAACCCCACCUACCGCCCAGGCACCGACGGCCAGCCCGCCUACCUGGAGCAGCCGCGGCGCUACGAGGCCAUCUCAUACCACUGGGGCGCCGACGCGAGCACGCCCCAUCGGCUGUGCAUCGUCGACGACGACCGCGGACCGUCCGUCAUCCGCCUCACCGCCGCCCUGCGCGCCGUCCUCGACCGCCUCGCCCUGCCCGACCGCCACCGCGUCCUGUGGGCCGACGCCAUCUGCAUCAACCAGGUCACCAGCCGCGACAACGAGGAAAAGGGUGCUCAGAUCAAGCUCAUGCCCGACAUCUACCGCGUCGCCGCCGCCCUCGACCUGCUCACCACCAUUGCCGACCACUCCGAGUACCUCGACGACUCGCAGCAGCAGUAUCCAGCCGCCCAGGACCCUGCGCUUGUCGAAAGCGAGACCGCCAUUGCCCUCGCCCGCCGUCGCCGCGCUGAGCUUGCCCUGCCGCCCCCGACCGACGCCCGCUGGGCCGCCCUGCGAGCCUUUCUGCGCCGCCCCUGGUUCCGCCGCGUCUGGGUCAUCCAAGAGCUGUGCCUCGCCGCCAAGGCCUACUGCGACAACCGCAGCCUCAUCUUUGCCGGCUUCAAGCCCGAUCCGCUCAGCGGCACCCGGACGCGAGACGAGUUCCGCGAGGCCCACGAGGGUGCCCGCGCCCUUCAUGUCAUCGCCGACCUGCGCAUGCGCGCCUGGGGCUACAUGUCGACGCAGUACAUGGUGCUUAGCCUCGACCACGACCACGGGCCGGCCUCGUCCCCCUCUGGCCUCUCGGUCCGCAAGAACUUUGACGCCAUCAGGAGCUUCGAGGACCUGAUGCGCGACAAGCUGCUCAUGGACCGCGCAUCCGGCGAUACGUUUCCCUUUGGCCAGCCAGAUCUACUCGAGCUGCUGCACCGCACCAGCAACUUCCUCGCCAGCCAGCCCGUCGACCGACUCUAUGCGCUCCUCGGCCUGGCCGACGACACGGGCCACCUCGAGCCCAUCUACUCGGACCGGCAGACCUUGCCCGUCGUCACCACCCGUUUCGCCGCGUCAUUUAUCCGAAAGGGGCGCCUUGCCGACGUCCUGGCCACCGCGGGCAUCAGGUCGGAGACGCCCUCGGCCGGUGAUCCGCCAUCGUGGGUCCCCGACUGGACAAAGGUCGAAUACGCGCAGGAUCACGCCGUCGGCUUCAACCGCUUCUCCAGCAUUCAAAAGGAACCCGCAGACCACUCCGACGCCCGCUCCGCAACGAGGGACGUGCCAGAAGGGAGGGACGCGCCAGAAGGCAGCAAACCCGUCGGCCAAGAGGCAGUCGAGUCCGAGGGUAGCGGGGCUCGCAGGAAGCUGUACAAUGCGGCGCUGAAUACCGAGCAGGCCUUUACUCUGGACGAGGCCCAAGGCACGCUGACCAUUAGAGCCAUAGCCGUGGACAAGGUCCUGUUGGUCCUGCCGGGCAGACUGCUCCUCGGCACACCAAUGUACGCCGGCAUGGCUCAGAGGUUGGGACAAGUUUACUCCACCGGCGAGCCCAUUGAAGAGGCCGUUUGGAGGACGCUGAUUGCGAACCGCACGUAUCACGGCGAGAGACCUCCGCCCGACUUUGAGGUGCAGUAUCAAAACCUCAAACGACACGAGAUGGCGCUGUUGACGCGGGCCAUUAUCAUUUUGGGCGUAGGCUGUCUUCUUGCGCUGCCUUUCGCGACGCUCGGAAUCCGGUACAUGCCCGUCAUCGUUCAAGUUACCGUCGUAACCGGGUUGAUGGCUACUCGCAAGGUCCCGGCUGUACCCGGCGUCGUCUUUCUCGUUCUCCUUCCAGUCUUCCGCUGGCUCUGGGUCAUUGUCCUGGUACCGGUCUUGAUGGGGCUGACAUGGUACUGCGGGGCCAAGGCAUACCCGCUGCAAUUCCUCGAGGUCCUCAAGGGCAUGGGCGUCACCACGGCCGUCACGACUGGCUCGAUGCCGGCCGACUGCGCGGGCUACCUGACGAGCUUCAGCGUCAUGGGGAACCGUCAUGCCCUGUGCUUUACCGAGCAUCGCCUCAUGGGCUUACUGCCCCUCUUGACCAAGGUGGGCGACAUUGUAGCCGUCUUCCACGGCUGCGACGUGCCGUUUGUAGUGCGGCCGACGGAGCGCCAAGGCUACUACCGUUUGGUCGGCGAGUGUUAUGUGCACGGUGUUAUGAACGGAGACUGCGUGGCCGGACAGCCGAGUGACAUUGUCCUGUGCUAG
This is a messenger RNA of Hirsutella rhossiliensis, 2355 nucleotides long. RefSeq names its product heterokaryon incompatibility protein (HET) domain-containing protein. Bases 1 to 2355 code for a protein of 784 amino acids. Lineage: Eukaryota; Fungi; Ascomycota; Sordariomycetes; Hypocreales; Ophiocordycipitaceae. The transcript has 2 exons. The record is from RefSeq and is a predicted model, not a curated record.